This is a messenger RNA of Nicotiana attenuata, 679 nucleotides long. Its product is annotated as histone H2B.2. The transcript has a single exon. The coding region runs from base 80 to 505 and encodes 141 amino acids. Gene Ontology annotation, cellular component: nucleosome. NCBI's taxonomy places the organism in Eukaryota, Viridiplantae, Streptophyta, Magnoliopsida, Solanales, Solanaceae. Gene Ontology annotation, molecular function: DNA binding; protein heterodimerization activity; structural constituent of chromatin. Gene Ontology annotation, biological process: nucleosome assembly. The record is from RefSeq and is a predicted model, not a curated record.
UUCAACAUCGCAUUACAUUUUGCUUCUGUACAACAAAUCUCUAUACUUUACAGUUUACUCUCCCUCUUUAGAAUUUUCAAUGGCUCCCAAGGCAGAGAAGAAGCCCGCCGAGAAGAAGCCGGCUGAGGAGAAGGCUCCGGCAGAGAAGAAGCCAAAGGCCGGGAAGAAGCUGCCAGCGAAGGAAGGCGCAAGUGGUGCAGACAAGAAGAAAAAGAAGGCUAAAAAGAGUGUUGAAACCUACAAGAUCUACAUCUUUAAGGUGCUCAAGCAAGUUCAUCCAGAUAUCGGGAUCUCAAGCAAGGCUAUGGGGAUCAUGAACAGUUUUAUCAACGAUAUUUUUGAGAAAUUGGCUCAGGAAUCUUCUAGACUUGCGAGGUAUAAUAAGAAGCCGACUAUUACUUCCAGGGAAAUUCAGACCGCGGUCAGAUUGGUGCUACCCGGUGAAUUGGCUAAGCAUGCUGUUUCUGAAGGAACCAAGGCUGUGACUAAGUUUACUAGUUCUUAAGUUAAUAGGUUAUGUCGGAAAAUUUGGCAAUUUAGGGUUGUUUGGGGAAUUAGGCUUAGGGUUAUCUGGGAAAUUUGGGAAACUAGUUUUCCUUCUUUCUUUUGAUUUCUGAUUUUCGAUAUUGUAACUAAACUCACUGUUGCUAAGUGAAUGAACAAAUCUACAUUUUGGAUA